Molecule: messenger RNA, 1842 nt
Organism: Venturia canescens
Lineage: Eukaryota; Metazoa; Arthropoda; Insecta; Hymenoptera; Ichneumonidae
Exons: 5
Coding region: 233-1711 (492 amino acids)
Biological process (GO): response to oxidative stress
Cellular component (GO): nucleus
Source: RefSeq, a predicted model, not a curated record
UGCUGCUGCGACGGCAACUGCGGCGAGCGGCGAGAGCGGGGUUGAGGUUGUACGUUGUUGCAGCGUUGUUGAAUGACGAUCGCGUGUGCGUUGUUGUCUCUUUAGUACUAUGCAGCACAGAUAGAUAGUGUUUAUUGCGAAGGGUGCGGAGAGCGUUUCGCGCAGGUAGACCUGUCGUUAAUGAGGAGGUGCGUUGGUGCGUGCGUGUAUACAUCUUGCGGAAAAAAUUGGGAUGGGCAACCAUGUGGGACGAAGUGUCAACAAUUCAAGUAAAAAGACGGGAGGUCCGGCUGUACCGAGCUCAGGAGAAAAUCGUUCCGGUAAAACCAUUUCAAGAAGCGCAUCGGGCAAUGACAUGGAGCACAAUUCCGUCGCAUCUUUUCUCCCAAUCGAGAAACUAACCAAGAUGUUGGCGGAACACGCGCACAAAGAGGAAUCCGUGAAUGGUAUAACUUUGGGAGUGAUAGAAAAAUACUUGUUCCCUCAUUAUCCGGAGUUGGCGGCAAGAAUAUUCAAGUAUCUUCACCAUUUGUCAAAAGCUACGACCCAACAUUUGGGACAAAGCGCGUUCGAGCAACAAGCAGAAAAAUUAUUAUCAAUAAUGAACGACGAAAUCAUAUUGGAGAGUUAUGUAAACAUGUACUCGGACAUGACGUCCGAGAGCGAAGUAACGCCCGAGAGCUUGAGAGAAUUAUUCAUGGUCUCUUACAAAAUAGCCAUCGACGACGAAUCGAGCACUUGUCCGUUCAUACAUAGCAGCAUUAACGCGGUCCUCGUUUCCUGCUUUCAUGGAAAGUCGAGCCUGUCUGUGGGUUACGUGAGUAAUUGGCUGAAGCAAAAUUGUCCGAGGAUAAUACACGGGCUUCAUCGUUACAUCGUUCACGUAUUAACUACGGCGUAUCGCAACGGUCCCGUACUAUUGUCUAGGGAAGAAUUGCAGCCUCGCAUGGAGCCGGUGACUCCUGUCGUUGAGAAGAGCCUAUUUACCGAUCAACAAGCCGCACCCCUUUUACCUAUGAGCCACGUUUGGCUGCUGGCUACGAGUUUGCCGCUCUGUUACACACAAGUUGAAGACACACCGGGAGAUGGGACCCGAGCUCUCAUCGUUAAAAUGUCGGGGAAUCCGUGUCCGAGUCAUUGGACACUUUUGUAUAAUAGCGAGCAACACGGAACGGGAGCUAAUCGUUUUUUACAUCACGUACUCGGCUACCGGGGUCCCACGUUGUUGUUCGUACGAGCGGUAAGCCCGAAUGAAAAUGAGACAAAUCCAAUUUAUUGCGUUUGCGCCUCGGUCGAGUGGCGAGAGACGCAUUUAUAUUGGGGCAACGAAGAUUCGAUGAUAAUCGAGCUACAGCCCUCUUACAAAGUUAUUGAGAGAGGAGCCAAACUCGUGUACUUAAAUACCGGAAUAAGGGGAUACCCGUUGGGCCUCAGAGCCGGGAGUAAUCCAAGAAAUCCAUCGGUCAACAUCGACGAGUCUUUUUCGAGCGUCAGCUUCGGUGGCGUUACUCAUCGUAUCGCUAGCCUCGAGGUUUGGGGAUGCGGCGAUAGAAAAUCAAGGGAAAAACAACUGGAGAUUAAAAAGUGGCAAGUUAAAGAAGCGGAGAAGCAACGAGUGGUCAAGCUGAGUACUUCCGAUUGGCUCGAUCAUCCCGAUCGCUAUCUCCUCGAACUCGCUGGGAGACCGUCCUACAAUAAUGAGGGAAGUUAGCCAGGCCUUUUACUUACUAAUUUCAACUUUGUGCAUAUGUACAUAAACGUAAAGCUAAACGAAACGAAUUAUUAUCUUGGAAGCAGUAUCGCAAAGUCCGAAAUAUAAAUUAAAUUGUUACCAAUUGUCAA